Kluyveromyces lactis is the source of this 315-nucleotide messenger RNA. RefSeq lists its product as uncharacterized. Bases 1 to 315 code for a protein of 104 amino acids. The transcript has a single exon. Lineage: Eukaryota; Fungi; Ascomycota; Saccharomycetes; Saccharomycetales; Saccharomycetaceae. The record is from RefSeq and is a predicted model, not a curated record.
AUGAGGGGAAAGGCUUUGAAAUCCAAACUCGAAGAAUUGGUGGAUGGGAUUCAGCAAAGAAUUGAUUUCGUAACUGCAACUGGAGUGUCGAGUUUUGAGCAAGAGACUGAACAAAAUUAUGGUAAACUAGAAUAUUUACAGAGUAAAAUCAAGAAAGAUGACGGCAUUAGUGAUUGGGUCGAUGAGAAACAACGGCUUUCUGGCAGAUUGAAUAAACUAGAAAAGCAAGUGCAAGAAUUGGAAGAAUUGGCAGAUGAAUGGGAAAACUAUUUACAAUUACUUGCCGAUACAAAACUUCGAAAAGACAACGUCUAA